This is a messenger RNA of Chironomus riparius, 909 nucleotides long. The record is from the annotation of a GenBank genome assembly. NCBI's taxonomy places the organism in Eukaryota, Metazoa, Arthropoda, Insecta, Diptera, Chironomidae.
GGACAUAACAUUUACGAUACAAAUACGAAGACGAACUCUUUAUUAUUUUUUUAAUUUAAUCGUACCAUGUGUCUUAAUUUCAUCAAUGGCUCUAUUAGGAUUUACAUUACCCCCGGAUUCGGGAGAAAAACUCACACUAGGAGUCACGAUUCUUCUAUCACUAACCGUAUUUCUCAACUUAGUGGCUGAGACAUUACCACAAGUGUCUGAUGCAAUUCCAUUGUUAGGUACAUAUUUUAAUUGCAUAAUGUUCAUGGUUGCAUCAUCAGUCGUACUGACAGUAGUUGUUUUAAAUUAUCAUCAUCGAACUGCCGAUAUUCACGAGAUGCCACAAUGGAUUAAAUCGGUGUUUCUUCAAUGGCUUCCAUGGAUUUUAAGAAUGAGUCGACCGGGUAAAAAAAUAACUAGGAAAACAAUUAUGCUUAGUAAUCGUAUGAAAGAGCUCGAGUUAAAAGAGCGAUCAUCGAAAUCACUGUUAGCUAAUGUAUUAGAUAUAGAUGAUGACUUUCGACAUGUAAGUGGAAUGACGGGUUCAACCACAGCAAUAGGGUCAACAGCAUUUACUAGACCAACAACAAUAGAUGAUCAUAAUUCAAUAUCAGGAGGCUGUACACAUAAAGAUCUUCAUUAUAUUCUUAAAGAAUUGCAAUUUAUUACUGCUCGUAUGAAGAAGGCAGAUGAUGAGGCUGAGAUAGUCAGUGACUGGAAAUUUGCCGCAAUGGUUGUUGAUAGAUUUUGCCUAUUCGUAUUUACAUUAUUUACAAUAAUCGCUACAGUUACCGUUCUACUGUCAGCUCCGCAUAUAAUAGUUCAAUAGAAGUAGGAGAACUCCGAUUAGCCAAACGAUGUAAGUUAAUCCAAAUCUGACAUCCACUAACAUCUUAGCUACUGGGAGAUAAUUAUAUUUUA